AUGUAUCUGGCUGGGUGCCUUGCUGACUGGAGUUCGUUCCUGCCAACAGAUGCCUCACGCUUCCUCGCUCAGUCACAGUCGCGAGUCGCAUCUCGCCCUGACGAGCUCCAAAGAACCGGUCGUGCUCCUCCAAACCCACGCCAAGGCAGCACACGACACCCGUCUUCGCGCUCUUUCUUAAGAAGCGGUGACCCGUAUCGACCGGGUGCCUCCCAGAUCUCAAAUUUCCCAUUUGCCUCCCGGGUAUCGGCUCAACCGGCUCCUUUGUUUUACAGCGCGACCGACGAAUUUCGGGAAGAAGAUGACGAGACCGAGCGGGAGCGCGAGAUUGCGGAUUUCUAUGCGUUGCAGCGUUCAAGGCGGCAUUUUGGCGAUAGCAACCUGAGGGAGUCCUCAGAGAACGACGAGGAUUCGAAUCGCUCUGUGGAUUUGAACGAAGGUCAUUCUCGAUACGAUGAGCGUCCUGGCAAUGGCAAAGGAAUCAAGAGCUCCUGGCGCGGUGAGAAGAGCGUACCUGCUCCCCGCCAAUCCCGAAUCGAGACGGUGGAGGAAGGCGUGGAGCAAGCGCCUGAGCCCCAUGUCGGCCCUGAAAGCAGUAGAGCCAGAGGGAAUCUGGUCGACGUAGGGCUGGAAGAUUCCUUCCGAGGUGGCAUAGAUGAUGCCGACGGUAUGCCAUCUGAGAUGGCCGGCGAUGAACCGCCCAUUCAACGGUUUCGAGAACGUCCUUCGGCCAAGGAUGACUCGUUCGGUUUCAAUAUAUCUGGCAGUCCUGCAGAGCAGACUCAGCCAUUGUUCUCCUCGGAAGCUCCGCGAAGGUCAAGCUCUACAAGUUCCCUUCCCGCAUCGAUCUCUCCUCUGACUUCCGAGACGACCAUGCACGAUGCCUUUUGGGGUCAACUAUUUUUGAUCGCUCUUGCGGGGCUAUUUGCCACUGCUUUUCUGGUCUGGCUGCAUACCUCAACCCCGUCAUCCGGUGACAAGUCACAAUGGGGGGACACCAUUUACUUCACCGUCCAUGGGUCUUACUUUCUGCUGGGGAUCUAUACUCUCGUAUCGGUUUUCGUCUCCCUGCUUUGGCUGGCCCUAUUACGAUCAUACGUGCGCAUUCUGGUCUACAUGGUCGUCGUUGCGGUACCCAUCAUUCUAUACUCUUUCUCCUUGUACCCUUUCAUCUCGAGCUUCAAGGGUGCAUGGAAUGGGACAAGCUCCCAAGACAGAGUCAUGCGCUGGGGUUCUUUUGUCCCUUUCGUGAUGGCGAGUCUAUGGAUAUAUAAUGUCCUGCGAGGGCGUCGAGCAAUCGGUAAGGCGAUUGGUGUGCUCGAAUUUGCAUGUCGCAUCCUGGCUGCAAACCCAGAGCUACUAGCCCUCGGCCUAGUCAUCCUUGCCUGCGUCGUCUCCUGGACGUGGAUCUGGAUGCUCAUGUUCACUCGUGUGUUCCUUGGCGGCCACCUUUCAGGGUCGAGAUCCUUUAUCAUUGAUUUGAGCAGUUGGUGGCUGGGUGUCUACUUCGUGCUGGUUUAUCUAUGGUCGAUUGGAGUGAUUGCUGGGAUCCAGCGUGCCGUCACUGCGGCCACUGUCAGCCAAUGGUACUUUCAUCGUCUCGCAAGCCCGGCGCCUACUUCGAGGCAGAUUGUCCAGGCAGCUAUUGUCCAUGCCACCACUACAUUAUUCGGCACGAUUAGUCUUUCACGCCUGCUAGGGCUGCUCAUUCGUCUACCGAUCCUCCUCCUACCUAGCCGAUUAUCCUCAAUCAUCAGUCUCUUUGCAUACACCAUCAUCCCCACACCCAUCGCGUAUCUCACAAACCCGCUCUCCCUAACAUAUGGCGCGAUCCAUUCGCAGCCGCUGGGAGCUUCCGCACGAGGCCUGAGUCAAAUGACCCUCCUCGCACCCUCAGCAGCUUCGACAUCUCUCCACCCCGGCGCCUAUUCUCGCUCACCAGGGGGAUCCGCUUCCCUCCUGUCCUACCGACUUUCUAAAUUGAUCCUCCAUGCUACACGCUUCAUGAUGUCUCUGGCUCUUGGUUUCGGCGGUUGGGUCACCACGGCUCGAAGUCUGAACACAAGCGGUACCAUUCGAGGCAGUAUGUAUGCCUAUGUGGUCGGCCUCAUUGCAGCAUCGAUUGGCUGGAGCAUAUUAGGCGCCAUGGAGAGUGUCAUUGCAGACAUCGUAGAUGCUGUCGUGAUCUGCUGGGCAAACGAGGUCGGCGUAUAUGGCCGAGAAGCUCGGUAUUGCCGCGAGGCUGGGUGGUUGUUUGGAGAUUCAAAUUCUGACCUCCGACGCGAGUACGGGGAAGUAUAA
Messenger RNA from Penicillium daleae, 2301 nucleotides. RefSeq lists its product as uncharacterized. The record is from RefSeq and is a predicted model, not a curated record. The transcript has a single exon. Bases 1 to 2301 code for a protein of 766 amino acids. Gene Ontology annotation, biological process: transmembrane transport. Gene Ontology annotation, molecular function: transmembrane transporter activity. Gene Ontology annotation, cellular component: plasma membrane. Lineage: Eukaryota; Fungi; Ascomycota; Eurotiomycetes; Eurotiales; Aspergillaceae.